CUGCGGCGCCGGGUGAGCUGCGCGCGGGCGACCCUUUCUCCGCGCCCCCCGCCCCCCGUUCGGGAUCCGUUUCCCCUCUCCGGGGCCCAGGCCGCGGCGAGAGCACAGGAUAUAUUUUUUGCCAGCAUGGAUCGGUUUGACGAUAUAUCGGAAGGUGAAGUGGACCAUUCUUUCUUUGACAGUGACUUCGAAGAAGCGAAGAAAGGCGAGAGUAGCUCAGUGUUUGACAAGCAAGAGGAUGACACUGAAGAGAGAAUAGACAAAGAUACAGAAAAUGUAAACUUGAAACUUGGACUACAAAGAAAGGAAGAUGAUGUUACUGAGAAGGGAACUGAGAGCAAUGGGAAAACUCCUCCAGAGGAGCACCCUGCAGAAGAUGGUAAUGCACAAGCUGGAAAUUCUUCGUCCUCGACCACUCCUUCAAGAUCAAAAGUGUGUGAUGCUCGAGUAGAACAUAAAAUACGCUUGCCCACUCCAAAUAGCCUUCCGCAAGCUGUAAAAGACGGUGAGCACGACUACUAUACAGAUGGCGAGGAAAGCACUGAUGAUGAGAAAAAGCAUCAUGUCAGGUCCAAGUCAGCUAAGCUGCCGAAUAACUUCAAGAAAAGCCUAAGUAAAAAGUAUUCCAGAAGCAGUUCCUCUUCCUCUUUGUCCUUCUCAUCUUCAAGUUCCGAUACAGGCUGUUCAGAUACCGGAUCUGACGCAGGCCUGUCUGAUUCAUCUCCAUCACUGAAGAAGCGUCUCCCUGGCACCACCCACUUGUCACCCAAACUGAAAUAUAAACCAGGAGAAAAAUCACCAGGAGCCCAGGCUUCAGGUACAAAACCCAAGGUUGGUGAUGACACUGAAGAAUCAGAAGACACUGUGACCGAUGUCACUCCUUUAUCGACCCCGGACAUCAGCCCGGUUCAGUCUUUCGAACUGGGUGCCUCAAGCGACCGAAAAAUGAAAGUUAAAAGGCAAGAAAAUGUGAGGCAAGAAGUAUAUGAAACUGUUGAGGAUCUGAAAAAUAACUCAAAAUCUUUGAAAUCAGCCAAAAAAGGGAAGGAAAAACAUGAACCCAGUCUCACCUCAAAGUCAACAGCGUUGGAUUUCAGUUUGGACCACAGAUAUAAACAAAAAGUCUUACAUGACACAAUGGACCUGAAUCAUCUUUUAAAAGCUUUUCUGCAAUUAGAUAAAAAGGGACCACAAAAACAUCGCUUUGAUCAGCCUUCAGUAGCACCUAGAAAAAACUACUCUUUCACAAGAGAGGAAGUGAGACAGAUUGAUCGGGAAAAUCAGAGGCUUUUGAAAGAACUGUCGAGACAGGCUGAGAAGCCAGGAAGCAAGAGUAUGAUUCCAAGAAGAUCGACUGGUCCUCCCCCUAAGUUGUAUCAUAGUGCUCUCAACAGACAGAGGGAACAACAAAGGAUUGAAAGAGAAAAUUUGGCUUUUCUGAAAAGGCUUGAAGCUGUGAAGCCAACAGUUGGCAUGAAACGCUCUGAACAGCUGAUGGACUAUCACCGCAACAUGGGUUAUCUCAGCUCAUCCCCAGUCUCCAGACGAGUGAGGUCAACGCUCAGCCAGUACAGCUCACUAAAAGGAGCUUCCAGGACAUCCAGUGCUACCAGCGGCCUCAGCUGUAAGAGUGAGCCAUCUGCUUUUGACACAACAGGCGGUGGCCUGUUGCUAAGAUCUAAGCCCCAGAAUGUCCGUACAGCUUGGUUAUAAAACCUCUUUUUACUUUAAACAUUGUUCAUCCAAUUCUUAGUUGAAGUGCUCUUGUAUAAUGCUGUCAUUCUCUGUGUAGACCUCUAAACACUGGUUUAAGCAAUUUAAGGUGUACUAGCAGUGACUUGUAUUGUAAUUGGAUGCAAAAUUGUUUUCAAAAAGACAACUUAAUAUGAAAAUCAGUGUUUCCUGGGAGGAGGUGUUUAUAUGAGACAUGUAUAUAUUUCGUAGAGAAAUGGUGGUAUAGCUGUGUCUUUUCUCAACAUAGAAAUUGGUUCAACUAUUGGACUGAUGAAGCAGUUGUGAUAGCAUCCUGCAUGUUGGACCAAAAUGUUAGCUAUAUAGUUCUCAUUUAUGUGUUGUUUUGUUUUUAUUUUCUGUAAGUUUUAUACAGUGAGCGCAGCUCCUGACUGACUUGGUUUUCUCUUUGCUUCAGAACCUGGGUAGUGUGACUUAUAACUUGAUUGUAAGAUAGUUAUUAUGAAACUAAUCUUGAAAUUUGUUCCGAUUGGCGGCGCUGAUUUAGAUUUGAGGAGAAGACAGAAGCUUGCACUAGGGCAGUCCUUGUGAUUCACCAGAGGUGCCUACUACCUCUAUAGAAGUGUGCACUUAGUUAGAUCUUAAAAAUGUUAUCAACCGUUCCAGACCAUUUCAAAUUGUGAGUCUUAGAAAGCUCAAUUUAGAAGCUCCUCUUUUGUGUUUUUCAGGGGAAGUAGGUAAGGAUUCUGUUAGGUUUCUUUAGAGCUCCUGCAUUGUGAAUAGUUUGUCCAGUGUCCAGAUCCUCAUAAGCAAAAGCAAGUAUUUGUUGAAUUAGCAGACGAGCACCUCCAGCUUGAGGAUCCAAGAAGCAGAUCCCAAGUUGUGUCAGGACAGUGUUUUAAGGGGUGUUGUUAAUGGGUUGUGCUGUAUUCAGCGUUUAUUGUUUUAAGUGAGAGGAAGCGUGAAACAAAUGCAUUGUUCUCACCCCUUUUGUUUUUAAGGGCUGACAAAGAAAACUAAAGAGAUGAAUGAUAAAGGAGGAAAAAAAUCCCGUAUUUGUUGAGGCUACUUUAUAAAUGUCAGCCAAUUUUUUGGUUUUGUUUUGGCCUUUUGUAUUGAAUCCUGGAAGUACCAUUUUUGCCAGUUUCACUUUCUAAGACCUUUUGAAAUUAGUGAUGUGUGAGUAGGGUGUAAUAAAGGUGACUCUUAAAAUCAGUAUUUUCUCUGUCAAUCUGUAGGCUCUUGUACAACGAAGUAUAUCUUGGUCAUGUUGCUUCUGCUGUUCUAGUUAUCACUGUUUUCAUUACUGGCCUUUUGUAUACCUUAAAAUGUAUUGCUAAGUUUCUAUACUAAAUGCCAAAUCUGUCCUUUUUUUUUUAGUGUGAAUUUUUGAUCUGUAAACACAGUAAUAUUUGUUUUUUGUUUUUCUGAGUUGCUCAAGCUCUGUAGCGUGUACACCAAACUUAACUUUUCUUAAACACCUUCAGCGGUAAGCCAAACUGCAUUUUGCUAAAUAUCAAUUCAGAAUGUCUUGGUCUUAGUUUGUAUUGAUAGAUUUUGUUUCAGGUAGGGCUUGAGAAGGGUGGGGAGAAUGGGGUUAAAAAAUUCAUGGGAAAACAACCUGACCAUGAGAUUUUUCUGCUGCUUUCUUUGAGUUAUAAUGUUCAUUUGUUGUUAUUUGAUAUUCUGGUGUAUAGGUUUUUACAUCAUUUAGUGCUUUACUUUAUAAACUUUAGCUGUACUAAACCAAGGUUUUGUUUUCUAACUUAUUGCACUUUUCGAUGUUUGUGUAACAACCUGUCUUUAAGGAGAGAUAAGAUAAUGCUGAAUUUAAAAUUCAGCAUUUGAAUAUAUUCCCAGUAGUGAGUUAGCCAAUUUUUUAAAAUUGGUUUUUAAGUUGUUAGGGGGAAAAAGAAACCUUUUAUGUAAUAGCAUUAGUCUCUGAAUACAUUGUAUAUAGUCUUUGCUGCCAUAUGUCAUAUACCAUAUGGUACAAUUUUAAUUUGAUAGAUAAAAGCUGUACUUUUUUUUUCUUUGAUCUUAAAAAUUUUUUUUUUCUCUGUACUUUGAUUUUAGAUACUAAAUUAACACCUUCAGUUUUUACUACUUAGGCAGGGGAGUUUCGUCUAAGUAUUACUGUUAACAGAGAUUCAGCUUGAAGCAAAAGUCAGAAAGAACAACAAUGCUCCUCUUUUCAAAGAGAAAUUUACAACUGUUGUCAUGGUUAUUUUACAUUGAAAAGUAUAAGUAGAGGGGUAGGAGUUGAAAAAUGUGAUCUUCUCCGAUGUAAGUCAAGAUGCCUUUUAAGUUGUUAGGAUUUAAGGGGUAUUUUUAUGAAGAAAUCAGAAGUAUAUUAUUUUCAUUUUCAAAACAUAAAAAAUGUGAAGGACUGUCUAGCAUCACUUUAUAUUUGGUUCCCUUGUACCUAAGAUACAUAUUUUGAAAAUUUACAUGUGCAACUAGAAAUGAUACUCAUCUAAGGUCAGCAAUUACUAGGCAAAGUUCUUAUUGAGAGUUACUUCCAUAUCUGUUAAAUGUUAUACUGGUAUUGCAUCCUUCUUAAUAAGAUCGUAUGAAAAAUUUUGAAUUAUUAAAGUUAUUUCCUAAGGAUAAAAUUACCCUCAUACUUCCCCUGCUUCCUUUUUUUCCAGUCUCCGUAAAAAGCUGCUUUCUUAGCUACUACCCCAAAUAAACGUUUUCUUGUUUGCUUGUAAAUGUAGAGUAUUGUAGUUGUUUUCAGCCCAUUAACCCAAAUGUCCAAAAUGGCUAUCUAGGUAACUUUAAAAAGAGGUCACUGGGAUGGAUAUGUGUGUGUACUUUGAUCUUCAAAUUCAAAUACUGCACAGUAUGAAAAGUAUUAUGACCAAUGUAAAGUUGGGGACACAAGUUUAAGUUACUCUAUUAUUUUAAUAAUUCAUAAAAUGUUUAAUAUCUUAAAUGCCAAAGUUGGAACCUAUAUAAAUGAUUGUAAAUCAUCCAAGAAAAUGUGCUUAAUGCUCAUGACUACUUUAUUUGUAUGAAUAAAGAUAGUAAGAAACUUAAAAA
This is a messenger RNA of Dama dama (fallow deer), 4737 nucleotides long. RefSeq names its product cilia and flagella associated protein 97 (gene CFAP97). The record is from RefSeq and is a predicted model, not a curated record. The coding region runs from base 127 to 1713 and encodes 528 amino acids. Lineage: Eukaryota; Metazoa; Chordata; Mammalia; Artiodactyla; Cervidae. Gene Ontology annotation, biological process: spermatogenesis. The transcript has 5 exons.